Malania oleifera is the source of this 375-nucleotide messenger RNA. RefSeq lists its product as uncharacterized. The record is from RefSeq and is a predicted model, not a curated record. The transcript has 3 exons. Lineage: Eukaryota; Viridiplantae; Streptophyta; Magnoliopsida; Santalales; Ximeniaceae. Bases 1 to 375 code for a protein of 124 amino acids.
AUGAAAGCUACAUGGGACGAUACAAGCUCGAACGAAUCGGAGAACGAAUCGGAGAAUGAAUCAAUGGAACAAGAAGUAGCCAACAUGUGUUUUAUGGCCCACAAUGUUGAGGAGGAUGACCUCAAAGGCCAGCGGUUGUAUCUCCUCCUCCUCCAGAUGAAGACCAAGGACCUCCAGUUGACACUCCCUCUUGGUUUAUCCCCUUCCAUCAUGAAUUCUUUACUUUCAGUAGAGAUAUGCGAUCAGGUCUUCAAUCUCUUUAGGAGAAUUGAUGCUUCAUUUGAUGAAGAAUCUGAGGAAGGAAGUGAGGAGGGUGAUGACGAGGAAGUUGAAGCUGAUGAUGAUGAUGAUGAUGAUGAUGCUGAUUAUAACUAA